Messenger RNA from Panicum virgatum (switchgrass), 1405 nucleotides. Its product is annotated as probable methyltransferase At1g27930. Bases 202 to 1104 code for a protein of 300 amino acids. Gene Ontology annotation, biological process: xylan biosynthetic process. The record is from RefSeq and is a predicted model, not a curated record. The transcript has a single exon. NCBI's taxonomy places the organism in Eukaryota, Viridiplantae, Streptophyta, Magnoliopsida, Poales, Poaceae.
CUGCAUCCACUACAAAGGCCAAACCAAGGAGCAUUGGAGAAACCGACCCAUCACACCGUCUCCCAGCGACCCUAAAAAAAGCAGCCAAUCCUCUCCGCCCAGCGCACGCUCUCGCUUUCCGACGCGCGUACGGACGGUCGGACACUCCAAGCGGGCGUCGCGUCGCGUCGAACACCUCGCUCCCGACACAGCCCGCCGGCGAUGAAGCCCCCCGGCCGCCGCGGCCUCCUCUUCGCCGGCGCGUGCGCGCUCCUGCUCGCCGCGUUCUACCUGGUGGCCGCGCUCGUGACGACGCCGCUGGCGCCGUACCUACUCCCGCCGCUGGCCCUGUCGCUGCCGUGCCUGCCGGCGGUCGCGGCGCCGGCCGGAUCCGGGUACGGCGCGCCGGGCUUGGCCGCGCUGGCGGACGCCGCCGUCGAAUACGCCACCACGGGGACCGUGCCGCAGCAGUCGCGGGACGAGAUCUCGCUGUCGCUCGCCGUGCUCCGCCGCCGCGCGCCGCUGCGGCUGCUGGUGUUCGGCCUGGGCCACGACUCCAGGCUCUGGCACGCGCUCAACCCCAGCGGCGCCACCGUCUUCCUCGAGGAGGACCCCGCGUGGUACCGCGUCGUGCGCGCGCGGUCGCCGUUCCUCCGCGCGCACCUCGUCGCCUACCGCACGCGCCUCGACCAGGCCGACCGCCUCCACGCCACCUACAAGGACUACCCGGCUUGCCUCCCCGGCUCCGGCGGCAACGGAACCCUGCGCGUGCGCGGCAACUGGGCGUGCCCGCUGGCGCUGCACAACCUGCCGCCCGAGGUGUACGAGACCGAGUGGGACAUGUUCAUGAUCGACGCCCCCAAGGGGUACUUCGCGGCGGCGCCGGGGAGGAUGGCGGCGAUAUGGACCGCGGCGGCCUUGGCGCGCGCGCGCCGCGGCGAGGGGGACACCGACGUGUUCCUGCACGACGUGGACCGGAGGGUGGAGAGGACGUUCGCAGAGGAGUUCCUCUGCGACAAGUACAGGGUGGGUGGGACCGGCCGGCUGUGGCAUUUCAGGAUUCCGCCGGUUUCUCGGCGCGGGGAUGCGAAGGCGGCCGCCGGUGGCCGGAGACCGUUCUGUUAAUCAAGGUGGUAAUGGUACGUUCUCAUCUGGUGUUUCUGCCCCUAUUUGGAUGGGGGCAUAACAGGAAAAGCAGAUGGGUAUUGGGUAUACCCGGUACUCUCUGCCCUGCAGUUCAAAUUGAUAUUUCGAACAAGAGCGGAGGAUCGGAAUCCCGAGAAUUAGCAGUCUUAUGACAUUAUUGACAUGGAGCAUGUCUGUUUUGUAAUGUACUUCUCGUAAGUGAUAUCACAUUUUCAAUGUUGAUUAGUACACUGUUUUAUGGAAUGGAUGAAUACACAUCAGCUCUAACAAUGCAAGUUCA